AUGGCGAGGGCCUCGCCGGGCGUCGAACCUGCAGGCAUGGCGUUGACAUGUGCACGCUGUGUGAGGUGCUGCGCGGUGGCCUUGGUGCCUCUGGCGGGCUUCGGGGCCUUGCCCAAGAUCCUUCAGCUGCAGAGGAAGGGCGCGGAGUGUUUGAAGCCAUCCCUGCAGCAUGAAUCCUGGAGGGCCUGCUACAGCAAUCCAGGUGCCGAAAGCGGCUUGCUCGAUGCACUUCAUUACAUGCUGGCAGUGUGGGUCACCCUGCAGUUCAUGUACAAUUUUGUGAAGUCAUGCUUUGAAGAACCAGGGGCUCCAGAAAGAGCUGGGCCGAAGGAGGGCCGCUGGCUGGUCGAGGCCUCUGAGCCGCAGCUGGGCUCUUAUGAGCCCCGCUGGUGCGAGAGCUGCCAACUCUGGAAGCCACCCCGCUGCCAUCACAGCAAGCGACUGAACCAGUGCGUCCUUCGCAUGGACCACUACUGUGUCAUCACUGAAAACGUCAUUGGUCAAAGGAACCAUGGCUACUUUGUUUUGAUGGUCCUCUUCGGUCUUCUUGGCCUCGCGUAUGCCCUGCUGAUGGUUGGCUAUGUGUUCUGGCUCGCUUGGAAGCCUUACUGGGAGCUCUUCUCUUUAUUGGCCAACUAUGCGCGAAAGCGGGGCAGUUACUAUCAGUGGCUCUUACUGGGAGGACACCUUCAUGUUUUGAAGGCCCUGCUGGGGAGUGAGAUCACAGUGCUGUUGGUGUUGACGAUCACGGCGCUCUUCUUGCUGCUUCCACUGCUGCGGCACGUGCGCUUGGCUUUUCAGGGCAUCACUGUGUUGGAGACCCUGAAAGCUCCCAUCAUCCAGCUGCCCGGGAGCAAGGUCUUUUGCCUUGAGCCUGGAGACUACCGGAGCACUUGGCGUGAAGAACUGGCGCAGCUCCUGGGGCCCUGUGCUUGGUGGCGCCUGGUUUCCUUGCUUUGGCGCUGGUGGAAGCGUCCAGACCCAGAUGGACACUGCGCAGUCGAGAGUGGUGUUGAUCCGCCUGUGGUCCUGGUGGUGGAAGGGGGGGCUUCCUCAUGCCCGGUGCACUGCGAGGACGGUCCGCCACCGCGCUUGCGCCCUGCGGUGCUGGAGGAGCUGAGACCGGUGGAGACCGGGGUGCCGGUGGGGGUGGGUCACUGGGCAGUCGGUGAAAAGAAUCCACUCUUGAAAGGCCAGAAACACAGAGAUGAGAUCACAGUAUAG
Messenger RNA from Durusdinium trenchii, 1224 nucleotides. Lineage: Eukaryota; Dinophyceae; Suessiales; Symbiodiniaceae. The record is from the annotation of a GenBank genome assembly.